Entamoeba invadens IP1 is the source of this 2226-nucleotide messenger RNA. RefSeq lists its product as hypothetical. The transcript is spliced from 2 exons. NCBI's taxonomy places the organism in Eukaryota, Evosea, Mastigamoebida, Endamoebidae. The coding region runs from base 1 to 2226 and encodes 741 amino acids. The record is from RefSeq and is a predicted model, not a curated record.
AUGUUCUUCAUCUUCAUUGCUUUGUGUUUUACAUCAUUCGCCACUGAUGUCCAGGCAUCUGGCAAAAGAGAAAAUGUCACAGAACCAACAUAUGUGACUAUCAAUUGCACUGGCACUCUUAUGAACGUCACACAGGAAACUCGAGCAAAUUAUACUAACUGCACUGACUAUGUCCCUCAAAAUUCUAAUACCACUUAUGUGUUGAUAGUCUGUAAUGCAACAUUAGUCAAUGUGACAACAACAGACAGAAACAUUUAUUCCAACUGCACUGAUUUUAUUCCAAAUGGAAAUGUCCAGAACGUCACUAUUGUGUGCAAUGGUAACUAUUAUAAUGUGUCAGCUGAAGACAGACUUAACUUGACUAAUUGUCAGGACUUUAAACCAAGUGAACCAGUUACUAUAAUAGUUAUGAAAUGUAAUAACACUCUCAUUAGAAUUAAAUCAGAUCAGAAGGAUAAAUACUCAAAUUGUGAAGAUUUCAUUCCAUCGGGACAAAAUCAAACUGUUACCCUAAUAUGUAAUGGAGAGUACUUUAAUGUUACCAAAGAAGAUGCUGUUGCUCUUAUAGACUGUAAAGAAUAUACCCCAGAACCAAAUCCAGUAUUUAUCAAAAUAAUUUGUAAUAAUACUGUUAUUGAAAUUAAAGAGUCUGAGAGAAACAACUACCCAUAUUGCAAAGAUUAUAUACCACAAAAUGUGACUAUUAUUUGCAAUGGAACUGUAAUGAAUGUCACACAGGAGGACAGACCUAAAUAUCCAAAUUGCACUGAUUACAAGCCAUCACAGAACAUUACUUAUACUUUGAUAGUCUGUAAUGCAACAUUAGUCAAUGUGACUACACAAGACAGAAAUAUUUAUUCCAAUUGCACUGAUUUUAUUCCAAAUGGAAAUGUCCAGAACGUCACUAUUGUGUGUAAUGGUCAAUUCUAUAAUGUGUCAGCUGAAGACAGACUUAACUUGACGAAUUGCCAGGAUUACAAACCACAAGAAUUCAUUCCAAUUGUAUGUAAUGGUACAAUCAUGAAUGUUACUGUACAAGACAGACCAAACUAUCCAAAUUGCACUGAUUACAAGCCAUCACAGAACAUUACUUAUACUUUGAUAGUCUGUAAUGCAACAUUAGUCAAUGUGACUACACAAGACAGAAAUAGAUUCCCACAAUGCACCGAUUUUGUCCCAAGUGGUUCCGUUCAGAAUGUCACUAUUGUGUGUGCUGGAAAAGUGUAUAACGUUUCAGUGGAAGAUCGCAUUAAAUUGUCGAAUUGUGAAGACUACCACCCACCAAAGCCAUACUUCACUAUUUUGGACUGUAACAAAUACCUUCUCAAAGUUCCAACAAAAGACGUGAAUAAAUAUCCAUACUGCACUCCUUAUAUUCCAUCAGGAAGUACUAACACGACAGUGACUAUUGUAUGCAAAGGGUAUGUCUUUAAUGUGACAAAGGAUGAGAGGUCUAAGUAUACAGACUGCACCAAUUAUAAUCCAACCCCAGUGUAUCCAGAAGAUCAUACGAACUCGACAUAUGUCAUUAUCAACUGCAAUGGAACAUUGAAAAAUGUCACUUUUGAAGAUAGAAAGAACUACAUGAACUGCAGUGACUACAUUCGACCAAUUCCAGAGAACAAUGUCUACCACAACUUGACGUGCAAUGGGACUAAUGUCAUUGUUGAAGAAAGAGAAAUGAAUAAUCACACUGGAUGUGUCGAUAAUGGCGUUUUGGGCUUCUCCAAUUCCGAUCAAGUCAUUAACAACAGAACACUCGAUGGUGUUGAAGUGAAGGGAAUGAAAGUCGACAAUUGUAAAAUGAACAACUUAACUAUAAAUAAGAGUGUAAUCGAGUCUGGGAAGGUCGAGAAGACUGAAUUCAAAUACUCGGAGUUUGUGGACACCACAUUCUCCAAUUCAAAAUUCGAAGAAACAUCAUUCAAAUCAACACAACUCAACGAUUUCAAGUUUGUUGGUGGGUCUAUAAAGAAAGUUGAAUUCAAAGACUCAAUGGUCAAGUCAUCAACGUUCUCUGAAUCUUAUUUGAAGGACGUUUCAUUCGAAGGAGCAUAUAAGUCGAGAAAGGAAGGACAUAAAAAGAGCAUCAAGAAAGAAGCCAGAGAAAGUGUCUUGUCAUCAGUCACAUUCUUCAAGUGUGAUAUGACUGAGUUUGGUAUUGAAAAGAUGCGACUCCAAGAUGUGGCAAUGUCGUCGCAAGAAGAGUUGAAAUCAGAAAUGUGA